AUGAAGUUCUUCGCCGCCACUGUCACCGCCUUCCUCGCCUCCGCCGCUCUCUCCAGCGCCGCUCCUGCCCCUGACACCGUCCUUCCCGAGUCCCCCGAUCUCGACCGGCUGCACACCUACUUUCAGGAGGCCCUCGACAAGGUAGAGGCCGCCCAGGCUGCCGAGGCCGAGGUUGAGAAGCGCCAGCCCGGCGGUACCACCUGCACCUUCCUAGGCGAUCAGGCUUGCUACGCCUCGUGCAUCUUCCAGACUGGUUGCGGCGGUUACUGCGCCAGCAACAACAUCUGCACCUGCUACAACUGCUAA
Messenger RNA from Emericellopsis cladophorae, 306 nucleotides. RefSeq lists its product as uncharacterized. Bases 1 to 306 code for a protein of 101 amino acids. Gene Ontology annotation, biological process: defense response. The transcript has 2 exons. NCBI's taxonomy places the organism in Eukaryota, Fungi, Ascomycota, Sordariomycetes, Hypocreales, Bionectriaceae. The record is from RefSeq and is a predicted model, not a curated record.